CCCGAGGCUCUCCUCAGCACCCCCCGACCUCCCACGUCAUGGCUUCCCUCCUGCUCAGGACCCUCCUCCUACUGCUAGCCUCCAUCCAGGGCUCUUUGGUCCUUAGCUCCAAGAUCGUGGGUGGCAGACCUGCCCUCCCCCACUCUCGGCCAUAUAUGAUCUCCCUGCAGAUUCUAGGGAACCACUUCUGUGGGGGCACCUUGAUCCACCCUCAGUUUGUGAUGACAGCAGCCCACUGCGUUGACAAAAUCCCCCCCGAAAUGGUGACGGUGUUUGCGGGAGUCCAUGACCUGACAAACCCUGAGUCCUCCUGGCAGGCGUUCAGCGUCCAGCGUUUCUAUACAAAUGACUACAAUGAAAACCAGAUACUCAAUGACAUCGCACUCAUUCAGUUGGACCGUCCAGCCUCUCUGAAUGCCAACAUCCAGGUGGUUCCGCUCCCAAGACAGGGCCAGUCACUACCGAUGGGGACCCAGUGCCUGGCCAUGGGCUGGGGGCGACUGGGAACAGAGUUGCCCAUCUCCAGCGUCCUGCAGGAACUGAACGUCACCGUGGUGACCUUCCUAUGCCGGGAGCAUAACAUCUGUACGCUGGCACCCCGUCAGCGAGCGGGCAUCUGUUUUGGGGAUUCUGGAGGCCCUCUCAUCUGCCAGGGAACGGUCCAUGCUGUGGACUCCUUCAUCAAAGGGGGAUGCGCCUCUCAGAGAUUUCCAGACUUCUUUGCCAGAGUGUCCCUUUACGUGAACUGGAUCAACAGUAUCCUGAGACGUGUGGAGGAGGGGGAGGAGAAGAACGAAGACUGGCAAUCCUCAGGCAGCCCCAUGGGCAACCCUUAACUGACCCUUCCCCUGCAAGCCUCCCCAACAUCCUCUGCUCCUGGGAUGAGAGACCUGGG
Molecule: messenger RNA, 895 nt
Organism: Trichosurus vulpecula (common brushtail)
Lineage: Eukaryota; Metazoa; Chordata; Mammalia; Diprotodontia; Phalangeridae
Gene: PRTN3
Product: proteinase 3
Exons: 5
Coding region: 39-836 (265 amino acids)
Biological process (GO): proteolysis
Molecular function (GO): serine-type endopeptidase activity
Source: RefSeq, a predicted model, not a curated record